This is a messenger RNA of Labrus bergylta (ballan wrasse), 10273 nucleotides long. The record is from RefSeq and is a predicted model, not a curated record. NCBI's taxonomy places the organism in Eukaryota, Metazoa, Chordata, Actinopteri, Labriformes, Labridae.
AUGGGGGGCACAUUAAGAAACAGAACACCUGCUAAUGGUAGAUCAUCCAAACAAGAAAAAGAUGGUCAUUUCACAAGAGGCAUAAACAAGACUAACAAGCCCAAACCUCAACCAAAAGCAUCACAAACAACACAAGGGAAGAGAAACAACAACAAGCAGGACAUAAAGAAAAGUGACAAAGUGACAGACAGUGAGGAGGAGGUGGAGAAGGAGGAGAGUGAUGCAGGAAGCUCAGAGGAGGUGACGGAAGACGACACUUGUAACGAUGAGAAGGAGGAUGAGACGGGUGGUAACAAAGAGUCAGCAGAGACGCAGGGGAGUGAGGAGAGCAGUGAGGAAGAAGCCGCGGCGUCAGAUACCCAAAGAGAUACAGAGCAGACGGCAAACGAGGAAUCCGACAGACAAGAGCUUUCUGAGGACGCCAAAUCUGGGAACGAAUCAGAGGUUGAAUCCGGUGAAGAAGAGGAAGAGGAAAAAAAGAAGAAGGUUAAGAAAACCAAGGCAAUAAGUAGUGAUGGGAGUGAAGAUGAAGAGGUAACCCAGGAGGUUACAUCUGGAAGGCGUACCAGCCGGCAAGUUAAUCGGACUCAACGUCCCACGAAACCUGUGCAAGAGCCGAAGUGCAAGAUGUUUAAAAAAACCAAAGCAGACAAGCAGGCAGAGAAGGCUGAGAAGCAGAGGGCCAAAGCAGAGAAGCAGAGGCUAGAAAAGGAAGCCAAACAGAAAGCCAAGGAAGAAAAAAAGAACAAAAAGAAGCAGAAGAAGGAGGAAAAACCCAGUUCUGCCGCAGAGGAAGUUCAACCACAACAAAGGCCUGACACAGCAGAGGAAGAGACUCCUGAAGAAGCUGAUCAAGAUGAGGAAGAGGAUACGGCUCAACUAACUCUGACUAAAGCACUCAAAGGCCAAAACAGAAUCCUGCUUCUCAAAAACAAAGGGAAGGAUCUCAAAGCAUUUCUGGAGACGGAGGAGCAGCAGAGCUCUGGUAGCGCCAUCAAAGGGCGACCACAGAGCUUGCUGUUGGGGAAGGUAAAGACGAUGUCUCCCCAAGAAAAAGCAAACAAGCUGUCAGGCGAGGAAACACCAGAGAGUGAGGGGAUUGAAGGUGAGUCGAGCAAAAUCAAGGAACGCUUGAUAGCACAAAGAAAAGGCAUGAGCAGUCUAAACAGGAUGUCUGGUUGGCUUCAUAAGAACAUGCCGCGGGGGUUAAACUUGAGGAAGAAGCUGUCUGCUUGGACACGAGCAAUCAGUGUAUCACGCUGGCUAUCACUCCGUCGGUUAACACAGAAACAAGGUCCCAGAAAAUCAAAGAGCAGCAUCCUCAAACACCGCGUGGCGAUGAGAGUUGCCAGCAAAACCAGCCUUGCCGGCAAGAAAAAUAGGGGCAAAGCAGGGGAUGGAGGCAAAGAAGCAGACCAAGCUGGGGAGAAGGAGGUAGAGGCCAAAUAUGCUGUGGUUCUGCCGAGGAUGAACAAACUGGGCAAGGCAGACACAGCCGAGGUGUCUGAGACUGCGUCUACACCAUCAAAUACUACCGGAGAACAUGCUACGUCACAGCCCAAACCCCCGAAACCAGGCGCCAGGCUCGUGCUUCCUGUCAAACCAGAUCUCAGCCUAUUGAAGUCCAUUAAGAAGCCCUUACCUGGAGGUUUAAUCACAGGUGGAGAAGUAACAGGGAGGAGCCCAGGAACCAGCGCUGCACUGGAAGAAUCCUCCAACACUGAGGAUAGAAACAGGCCAUCAGUCCUUGGAAAUCAAGAUGGAGUCAGUGUUCUACAGGCUGCCAGAAUGAAACUGGACCCCUCCCAGAUGAACCUGUCCAAGAUAUCCUUAUCAGGGGGAACAUUAGGUGGAGAACGGAAUCGAGCAAAAAGACAAGAACCAGUGACAGAGGCUGCACCUGGGAUACCGAGGACUACCACUCAGCCCUUUUCAAAUGGGGGUGCAGGUACAGGGGUGGCAGGUGUCCGGUCCUUGUAUGAAGAAGAGGCAGACAGGGAAGUUGCCCAGCUCAUGGGUGAGGGGGGUACAUAUGGUAUCACCCAACCAGAGGUGCACUGGGCUGGGAACCCACGGAUGAGUGGCGACCCUCAGGAUUGGCUGCGUGCUGAGAACUUGUUGCCCCACCAGACGGUGGAGAAGCUAACCAAGUGGACGGUCUACGAUGAUGAGGGCCAGGCCAGGACUGUUCCUGCAGACAAUGGCAGGGGCCCCUGGGAAUCAGAGGACCCCACCCAGGACAUGCUGGAGAGUCGACUAACCAGCACUCAGGUGGUGAUUUCUGGGGGCCAGAGGGCUGUAGAGGUGGACGAAGUGGACGAUCUAUCUCAGCUGGAACAAGUCUGUGAGAGCUCUGUGCUUCUGAAUCUGAAGAAGAGGUUCCAGCGUGACUGUAUUUAUACUUACAUUGGAAACAUGUUGCUGUCCAUUAACCCCUUCAAGCCGCUCAACAUUUACACAGAGGAGCUGAGACUGAAAUACCAGGGCAGAGAGCCGCAGAGAAACCCCCCGCACGUAUAUGCCAUAGCUGACGUCGCUUUCUGUCAGUCUCAAGCCUCAACUGAGGAGCAAUGCAUUAUCAUCAGUGGCCAGAGUGGUUCAGGGAAAACUGAAGCUACCAAGCUGAUUGUCCACUAUCUAAGCUCCAUGUAUCAGGGAAUAAAUGACAACCUGAGACAGCCUAUGGAAGUCUUUCCAAUCCUGGAGAGUUUUGGGAAUGCCAAGACCAUCCUCAACGACAACUCCAGCCGCUUUGGCAAGUACCUCCAUAUCCACAUUCUCCAUGGGGUUGUUGUUGGGACGUCUUUGUCGAAGUACCUCCUUGAGAAGUCCAGGCUUGUCUUUCAGGCCAAUGAAGAGAGGAACUACCAUGUGUUUUAUGAGCUGCUGGCAGGUCUGAAUGACUACGACAAACAGGAGCUCUACCUGCAAGGAGCCGAGACCUAUUACUACCUGAACCAAGGUGGUGCUUGUGAAUUGAAGGGGAAGCAGGACAAGCAGGACUUCCAGCUUUUGGUUCAGUGCUUUGAGACCAUCGGUCUGCAUGCCGACCAUAUCUCUACUGUCUGGGCCAUACUCUCUUCUAUCCUGCAGCUCGGCAACAUGUGCUUCAGCUCCUAUGAGAGCGAAUCGUUUGAGGUGGCUCGUAUCUUCAGUGAGGCCGAGGCAAGGAGGGUUGGCUCCUUGUUGCAGAUUUCCUCAGAGGCCCUACAGACUGUCAUCACCCACAGAGUAACAGAGACAACUUAUGACAGGAUCUACUGCCCUCUGUCUGUGGAAAGUGCCAUAGAAUCUAGAGAUGCUAUUGCCAAAGCCUUAUAUUCAGUGCUGUUUGACUGGUUGCUCGAGCAGAUCAAUGACUGGCUGAGUCCCACAGAGAUGGACAGCACAGUGGGAAUAGUCGACAUCUACGGGUUUGAGGAUCUUGCAGUGAACAGUUUUGAGCAGCUGUGUAUCAACUUUGCCAAUGAGCAGCUGCAGCACUUUGUCAACAAAGCAGUGAUCUCACAGGAGCAGGAGGAGUACAGUGCAGAACAGAUCCAGUGGUACCCAAUGCCACUCAAAAACUUCCACUCCUGCCUGGACCUGAUCUCCUCCAGACCACACGGCAUCCUACGAAUACUGGACGACCAGACCUGCCUCCCCCAGGCCACAGACCACACUUUCCUCCAGAAGUGCCACUAUCACCAUGGGAACAGCCCCUUCUAUGCCAAGCCCAAGAACCCACUGCCAGUCUUUACUAUCUAUCAUUACGCUGGAGCUGUCACUUAUCAGGUUCAUAAUUUCCUGAAUAAGAACCACGACCAGUUCAGGACAGAAGUGUUGGAGCUUUUUGCCAGGAGUCGGUUAAAGGUGAACCAGCUGAUGGUGUCGGAGCUGUUCAGGAAGGUUCAGGAUGGUUACAUUCAGCAGAGAGAGCUCGGCUGGAGAGGGAAAGGCCUCCGACAGCAGCCGUCUACAGCUGCCUCACACUUCCUUCAGUCCCUGUCUGAACUCACCACUCGUCUGGAGAGAUGCAAAACCACUUUUAUUCGUUGUCUGAAGCCAAACUAUGUCAAGCUCCCUGGGCUCUUUGACGUAGACUACAUGUCGGCCCAGCUGAGGCAUGCUGGGAUGCUGGAGACCAUCCACAUCAGGAAAGAGGGAUUCCCCACCCGCAUACAGUACUCGUACUUUGUAGAGAGAUAUGGCGUUCUCCUGCCACAGCGGGUCGAUGAAGUGUCAGACAGAGAGCAGACGGUCGCUCUCCUGGACGCGGUUGGUGCAGAGGACGGACACUACCAGAUGGGACUCACAAAGGUGUUCCUGAAGGAGCUUCUGUUCCAGCAGCUGGAGGAGAAGUGGAGCAGCACACAGACCUGGGCUGCCAUCACCAUCCAGAGGAACAUCAGAGGCUUCAUCUGCAGGAGGAACUUCAAGUUCUUCAAGCAGAAAGCUAUCGUCAUCCAGAGCCACAUCAGAGGACAUCAGGCCAGGUACAGAGAGCAAAAAGAGCAGAGAGGAGAGGAACAUCAGGCCAGGUACAGAGAGCAAAAAGAGCAAAGAGGAGAGGAACAUCAGGCCAGGUACAGAGAGCAAAAAGAGCAAAGAGGAGAGGGCAUCAGGCCAGGUACAGAGAGCAAAAAGAGCAGAGAGGAGAGGAACAUCAGGCCAGGUACAGAGAGCAAAAAGAGCAGAGAGGAGAGGAACAUCAGGCCAGGUACAGAGAGCAAAAAGAGCAAAGAGGAGAGGACAUCAGGCCAGGAAGUACUACAAGCGUCUGAGGCAGUCCUUCACUCAGUUCUGGGCGGUGAUGAUGAUCACCAGGGACACUAUCAAGAGACGCCAUUGGAGGAAGCAGCAUUGCAUCUCUUCUUCCGCCUCCUGAAACCUCUCACAGGUACGCUGCUCUCACAGGAAUUUCAUGAGAAGAACAAAGUAAAGGCAGUGACAAAGAAAAAAUCUGUUUCUCCAGGAAUGGAUGUGGGGAUGUUGGAGAUCCCCGCUGAGCUGUCAGCCAGACUUCACAGUGCAGCAGCAGGGAGGCAGCCCAGGUCAGGAGUCACAGUGGUGGGACCUCCACAGGUGAAGGCAGAACACAGGCUCACUCUGCCUCGGGAUAUAAACAGAUACCCGUUCUCUCGCUAUGCCAAGUCCAUACUCAAGGACACGUGGUGCCAGCCUAAGGGACACCCCCUCCAGAGACCCCUCACCGCUCUGGAACCCGAAGAUGCCAGAACUGCCCUGGAGAUUUACAAACUGAUCUUGCGGUUUACAGGUGAGUCCGACCUCAGCAGAUGGCAAGAACAGAUGCUGGGUAACUACAUUGUGGAGAAGGGACAGAGCAGGCCGGCCUUGAGGGACGAGAUCCUGGCCCAGCUGGCCUACUACACGUGGGGCCUGCAGGAGGAUCAGGGCGGUCUGAGGGGCUGGCUGCUGCUCACCUGCUGCCUCAGUGCCUUCACCCCGUCACCAACACUGGACAAACCCCUGCUCAAGUACGUGUCUGAUCACGGUCCAAGGGAGUACCGCUCACUGUGCCAACACAAACUGCUGACAUCUCUGCAGCUCCCCGCUCCCACUGCCCGGACUUACCCCCCAACUGAGCUGGAGUGGACCAGCAACCAAAGGAAGGGUGCCAUGAUGCUGGAUGUACACACAUUCAACGAUGAACAGCUGACAACUGAAGUGGAGUCCUGGACCACAGGAGAGCAGCUGGCCUCAUGGCUCCUUCACUUCAGAGGCGUGUCGGAGGCGGGGCAGGGCUGGUCGGUGUCCCUCCUGACCGACGACGGCUGGUCAGACCUGGCCGGUUCGGACUUUGUCAUGGAUCUUCUGGCCGGAGCUGAAGCUGAAGUUCUGCCGCCACCUGGGACUCCCACCUCUUCGAACUCUGACUACCUGUUCAGCAGCCACGGGGACAGGAUGCCAUCUACAGAUCUGGAUGACUUCAUUCCACCCGCACCUCUCAUGCAAGCUCCUGGCCUGCCUCCAUACGAGGGAAACCUCUGGGCCAGUGAUUAUCCACAAGAAGGCCGUGGUCGACAAAUGGAGGCCUAUGUCGACGACUUGUUCGACCCUGUGCUGGACCAAGGACCUCCAGACAUGGAUAGAGUAGCCAUGCUGCACCGCAGGAUGAGAGGAAGAGGAGGGAUUGGACCCAUGUACAGCGGCAUGUACGGAGCUGGUGUACCAAUGACGAUGCCAAGUUAUCCCAUGGGAAUGCCUUCAGUGCCCACCUAUGGUGCAACUCCCAUGAUGCCAACAGCCAUGCCAGCCAUGCCAGCCAUGCCAGCUAUGAUGAUGCCUCAGACUCCGAUGGCGGCCGCUCCUGUCGCUGACCCCAUGCAGAUGGCUGCAACACAGCAAGCUCUCAUCAACCAGCAGGCCUCCCUCAUGGCACAGCAGAUGACCAUGCAGGCGAUGACUCUGUCCCAGCAGCAGACGCAGGAGCAGCAGAGGAAGCAGAAGAAGAAGGAGGAGCAGGAGAAGCUGCGCAGACGUCCAUCAGAGCGGAGGCCAAGGCAACGCUCAUCGUCCUCUCAAUCUCCCUCACCGCCCCCACCUGUCCGAUCCAAAGCUCCUGUUCGUCAACGCAGCCAAAGGCAGCCAGAGCCAGAGCCGAAGAGAGAAGUGGACAUGCCAGACCCAGAGGACCGUCAGUCUUUCAGAGACAAGAGGGAAUACUUCCAGAAGAUUGGUUCUAAGCCUCCCAGUAAAUCCAGAACUCCAAAAUCUCAACCGGCCCGCUACAGUCCACCCAGACAGCAGAAACACUCCCCCCCAUCACCUCACCCUUCACCCCCACCCACAGCACCGAAACCUGAGGUGAGGCGUCCUCGCUCUCCCCCUGCCAGACAAGCAAAUCCCCCGAAACCAACACCCCCCCCUUCCUCUCCGCCUCAGCCGGAGCCCACCUCCAGCAUCCGAGAAAUCAUCAAACUGUACAACAGCAGACCCGCUCCAGAACCCAAACCCUUCGAGCCUGUCAGAACUUCUGCACGACAUUUUGUGAAGAAAAGUGACCCCAAACAAGAAGCUCUGGACAAACUGAAAAACAAAGCACCAGUGCAGCAACAGACGAAACAGUGGAAGCCUCCUCCACCACUCGCCAAACCUCCUCGGCGCAAUCAUUCCCCUCCUCCCUCCAACAGCGGCCCCCGCGUCAUCUCCGACACCAUGAGGCAGAAGCAGCGCUCCCUGCAGGACAUGUUCCGCUCUCAGGACAACCAGCAUUCUCCACCUUCUCCACCUGAUUCUCCACCCCCGCAGUCUCCUCCUCCUCCUCCUCAACAGCCGGCGCCUGUCCUCCAGAACAUCCCGGAGCCCCCGCCCAUGGUUGCACCGUCUCUCUAUUCAGAAGAGUUAGCAGAUGAGGACGGCGUUCGCUCACAGCUCCACCCGUUCUCUCCUGGUGUUCACUUGUCUCACUCCAACGUGCCGUCAAAACUUUUCCUGAGAAAAGAAGUGUUUUAUCCCAAAGAGAUGUUCAACCGGCCCUACAUCCUCAAUCUGCUGUGUGAACAGAUCAUGAGGGACACUUACUCUGACAGCUGUGAGAGGAUCAGCAGAGAGGAGAGGAAGAAGAUGAAGGACCUGCUGGCAAACUUCAAUGUGGGAACAACUAUCAGCACCAUCGAGAACGAACACAUGAAGAAGAGGAUCGUCAUCGCUGCUCGAGACAACUGGGGAAACUACUUCACCCGCCUGUUCCCUGCGAGGUUGGGCAGUGGGGAUGCUCAGGUGCUGGGUGUGUCUCAUCGUGGCAUUCGUCUCCUGAAGGUGGUCAGAGCUUCAGGCAUCAACCCCAAACACCUCCAUCAGCUCAGGAGCUACAGUUUUGCAGAGCUGCUGUCAGUCGACCUGCAGGGAACAGACCGAGUGCAGCUGGAGCUGAAGAGUGAAAACUUAGUGCUGCAGUCGUCCAAAGCUCCUCAGAUCACAGCCAUGAUCCAACUCUUCCUCCAAGAAGUCAUCAGGGACUCAGGCCAUGUGGUCGCUCUGAAGAGUUUUGUGACUGAUGAUAAAAGUCUGCUCAGCUUCAACAGAGGUGACAUCAUCAAACUGCAGCCAAUGGAAAGACUUCAGCAAGGCUGGUGUUUCGGCAUGUUGGCAGGACGCUCUGGUCUUUUCUCUGAGGAUCUCACCCAGCCGUCUGCAGCCCCCGACUACCAUAACCUUCACCUGAUCAAAAGAGAUGACCUGAGGAAAAGCAUGAGGAACAACAGACCUGUGAGGUCAACUAACGGCCCGCCCUCAGGUCCCAUCUUCAGACAGACAGGCAGCACUGAACCAGAGCAGCCCAGCAGAGAGGCCUCGCUCCGGGGCUCCAUCCAGGGAUCAGACCAUGAGCUCCUCUCUCCCACUGCUGAGUUUGCAAUGAAGUACUUCAGAGCUGGGACAAACGGUCUGCCAGACAGUGGGAGGGGUUUUUCACAGGCCAUUCAACACACAGAGGCCCCCAUAACUGAGUCCCUGAUCCUCUACAAUGAUCCAGAGAUCAACGACCUGUCUGUGCAGAGCUUCACACACCUGAUGCAGUUCAUGGGUGACAUGCCUUUGAAGAAGAAAAAAACAGAGUCUGACUGUCUGAACCACAUCCUGCUGUUAGGGAAAGAGAAGGAGCUGCUGAGAGAUGAAAUCUACUGUCAGGUCAUCAAACAAAUCACAAACAACCCAACCAAGUCGACCUGUACUCUUGGCUGGCGGAUGCUCAACCUGGUGACCGGGUUCUUCCCCUGCUCUGGUACUCUGCAGCCGUACGUCACACAACACCUGCAAGUCAUCUCUCAGGACUACGAACACCCGUACCAAGAGCUGGCGUCUGUGUGUCUUGAUAGCCUUCAGCGCUCUCUCAAUUUCGGUGGUCGCCGGAACAUCCCCUCACAUGAAGAGAUGGAGGCAAUCAUGUCUGGUAAAACUUCUCGUUGCGUUUCCAUCGAGCUGCCCGGAGGAGCGAAAUACCCCACGAGGAUUCGCAGCUUCAAUUUGGCAGUAGAUGUGGUGACAGAUUUCUGCAAAGAAAUUGGAAUCUCAGAUCAGGCAGAAAUCAAAGAGUUCGCCAUCUUCGCCAACAGACUUCCAGAUGGGAUGGUGCGUCCGAUCCAUGCUGAGGAGUAUGUGUUCGACUAUGUGCUGGACGACGGCUCCAUCUCUUUAUCUCUGAGGAGAGUGAUGUGGAGGAGCCCCCUGACCUUCGCCAAUGAUAUCUAUGCAGACUUUCACUACAAGCAGCUCUUGGGUGACUUCAUGAGUGGGCUGCUGAUGCUUCCUCUUGCUGCAGAUGGUUCCCCUUCUGUCCAGCAGGUGGCAGAGCUGUCAGCGCUGCAGCAUCUGGCUCAGGGACUGAUGGACCCGCCUUCAAUGGAGGAGAUUAAGGAUUACCUGCCGAAACAGGAUGGGCUCGAGUCUAGAGUGGAGGAGAUCCUCUUCAGCUGCGAACACCAGAUAGCUGCCAAGCAGUCCCUUCAACCACAAGACGCCAAAAUACAAUUCAUUGAGGUACUCAGCACCCUGCCUCUGUUUGGCUCCAACGUUUUCUUGGCCAAGAAGGUGAGCCAGCGAGGCUGUCCGUCUCCAUGCUUGGUCAGCAUCAGCCAGGAGGGGGUGCUGUUUCUUCACCCAAAAACACAGGAGGUGGUGUUUCAGAUUCUUCUGGCAGAAAUUCAGUCCAUGAGCACCGUCCGCCAAAAGAAACUUAGCAAAAUGCCGACUGUGGACAUCCAUUAUGGAAAGCCAGUCCGUCUCCAAAAAGUCACCAUUCAUCUCAAACAGGCUAAGGAGCUGUGCAAAAUCCUCGCUCUGAUAAUGGAAGAAAUGAUCCAACCGUCGUCAGUCACCAGCUCCAUUUCAAAUCGCCUGUAGACACACACUUACACACAAACAUUUCAGACUCACACAUUUCAGACUCACACAUUUCAGACUCACACAUUUCAGACUCACAGUCACACAGAGUCGAGAGGAGAUUCAGUUGAACACUUUCCUGUUUUUGUGAACCAUUUUAUUAAUGUAUCUUUGUUUGCGUAUCCUCACAUCAUGAUUUAAUGACAUGGAAUGAUUAUGACCGUGAAUGCACAUCAAUAACGCAGAUAUAUUUUCUCAUGUUAUGUUGAAAACUUGCAGAUGAUUAAAGAAACUUAAUUAGAGGCAGUAAGGAUCAAAGUGAUUCACCGCAUAAUGUUUAAAGAUCUUCAUUGUUAAUUUAAGUAAUGCUAGUGCAAGUGAUUUUUCAAUGAUGUCAUGGAAUAUAAGUGGGUAAUUUAUAAGUAUAAAAGAAAAAUGACUGUUCAUACAA